AAAAUUUGAAAUAUAUACACACUGUCUAACAGAUAACAGUAUUUGCAAAAUAAUAUAAGAGUGCGUACAAUAUAAACAACACGAAUGCGCGUAUGACUAAAUCCCCUUAAUCCAAUCUUUCUGUUUUUCUUCCUCUUAAAAAGCCAACUUAAUCUCACACUCUCUCUCUAUGAUCUCCCUCUUCACUCCUCUCUCCCAACAAAUGUCUUUCGCUUUUACCAAAUCAUUAUUUAAAUUUGAACUAUGAGACAUGGGACUUUUCCGACGACUUUUUGGUCCCAAAAAAGCAGGUUCCGGUUCUUCCCCGACGGCCAAGGACAAAAAGCGAUGGAGUUUCGCUAGAUCUUCAAACACAAUUCCUUCACUUUCCAAUAAGCGUGAUAUUUCUUUAUCAGGUCCGUUUGAUGAUAGUUUAGAUGCGAACAAGCACGCUAUAGCCGUGGCAGCAGCCACUGCAGCGGUUGCUGAGGCCGCACUUGCCGCUGCUCAAGCGGCUGCUGAGGUUGUCAGAUUGACUAGUGGUGGAGGGAGAAGCACCACUACUAGUAAUGUCUCCGGUCACGUUAGUGGAAGUCACCGCCGGUGGCAAGUGGAGGUGGCUGCGGUUAAAAUACAAUCGGCGUUCCGUGGUUAUCUGGCAAGGAGGGCACUCAGGGCGCUGAAGGCAUUAGUAAAGCUUCAAGCUUUAGUGAGAGGCCACAUUGUGAGAAAGCAAACAGCAGACAUGCUUAGGCGCAUGCAGACGUUGGUGAGAGUGCAGGCUCGAGCUCGUGCUAGUCGUUCUCACGUGUCAGAAUCAUUUCAUACUACUAGAAAGUCUUCUCUGCCACAUAAUACUGUCCCUGCAAGUCCUCAUAAGGAUUAUCAUCUUCAGGGUUAUAAUACUAAAUUUGAUGGGCCGUCAAUCCUUAAGAGAUGUGGUUCAAAUUCAAACUUCAGAGACAUCAAUGUCAUGCACCUAGAUGAAGCAAAACUAGGUGCAAAUUGGUUGGAACAUUGGAUGGAAGAAAGUUUUUAUAACAACCAUGGCAGCAUCCCAAUGAGAAAGCAACAUGCUGACGAUGAGAGAAGUGACAAGAUCCUUGAAGUGGAUACUUGGAAGCCCCACAUGAAAUCCCAGAGUGUUGGAACAUUUCAGAUGUCGCAGGAUGUUUUGGCAUCAGAAUAUAAGAACCAGAGCCUUACAACAUUCGACUCACCGUCAAAAUCAUCAACAAAAGCAAUAAAUCAAAUGCCGACUGUGCCUUCAGGAGAAGUUUUAUCAUUAAACUCUCUUAAAUUCCCCCUUGGAAAGGACGAAGCGGUUUUAAGGACAGUGGAGAACAGCCCCCACGUGUUUUCCCCAUCAUCUAGGCCUGGAAGUAGUGGCAGAAGGGGUACUUUUACACCGACAAGGAGUGAGUGCUCAUGGGGCUUUUUUAAUGGAUAUUCAGGUUAUCCAAACUACAUGGCUAACACAGAAUCCUUCCGCGCCAAGGUUAGAUCACAAAGUGCCCCAAGGCAGAGGCUAGAGUUUGAAAAAUAUAGUUCAAGCAAAAGAUCUGUGCAAGGGUUCUAUGAAGCAGACACUAUUUCAGAAAGGGGCUUUGCACAACAAACCAACUUUAGGAACAAAGCUUAUCCAGUGUCUGGCCGCUUGAAUAGUAGACUAGGGAGUACCGAUUUGAGGUGACAACCACUUGUUUUCUAAUCUGUUUUUUUUUUUUUUUUUGUUUCUCCGAUCUUUUCCCUCUAUCCAAUGUGUGGCAGAAUGCUAUUGCUGUAAUUAUUUAACCAUGAUCUCACAAAUCUUGUCCGUAUGGAAUUGAAUCAUUGGUGUUUCAAAUAUAUGUAGUUACCAAAAUUUGUGAUUGUACCUUUAUUUGUUCCGGUAAUGUUCAAUUGUUAUUCCAGUUGUGCUCA
Molecule: messenger RNA, 1902 nt
Organism: Ricinus communis (castor bean)
Lineage: Eukaryota; Viridiplantae; Streptophyta; Magnoliopsida; Malpighiales; Euphorbiaceae
Product: protein IQ-DOMAIN 23
Exons: 4
Coding region: 251-1672 (473 amino acids)
Molecular function (GO): protein binding
Source: RefSeq, a predicted model, not a curated record